Messenger RNA from Eriocheir sinensis (Chinese mitten crab), 2237 nucleotides. Its product is annotated as transcription factor SOX-4-like. Gene Ontology annotation, molecular function: RNA polymerase II cis-regulatory region sequence-specific DNA binding; DNA-binding transcription factor activity, RNA polymerase II-specific. Gene Ontology annotation, biological process: regulation of DNA-templated transcription; anatomical structure morphogenesis; cell differentiation. The record is from RefSeq and is a predicted model, not a curated record. Lineage: Eukaryota; Metazoa; Arthropoda; Malacostraca; Decapoda; Varunidae. The coding region runs from base 526 to 2007 and encodes 493 amino acids. The transcript is spliced from 5 exons.
UGCGCGCCGCUCCGUCUGUCAGUGUUGCGUGAGACCUGAGGGAGGAUGGACGCUGUCUCUCUUUGCUCCCGCCUUCACACGCGUUUCUCUCUCAUUAUCUGUAGCAGGUUCAUCACGGCGAAACAGGUGAAAAAUUACCUUAGAAUUUUGAACUAAUUUGUGAACUGGAAAAAAAAAGAAAGGAGGAAAAGGGAAAGUAAGUAAGGAAAAGAGAAAAAAAAGUAAAGAAAACAAGAACAAAAGAAAAACAAUAACAAGACAAACACGGACACAAGGAAAAUAAGAAAAAGAAGAAACUUGAGAAAUAGAAAAAAAAGACCAACAAAAUUCCAUAAGUAAGAAAAAUAAAGAAAAGGAAAACAAGAGAAGAAAAAGGAAAAAGAAGAAAACGAAACAUUGAGACGAACAAGACAAAAAAACAAAAGUAAAAGAAAAUAAAGUAAGAAAGUAAAAAGAAAUAGGAAAUAGAAGAAAAAAAGAAAAACUCGUGAAUUUGAAAAAAAGUGAAAAACCUCGAAUAAAAAAAUGUCUAUUGGCUACGAAGACAACACCUCCACCACCUCCACCAACCUACACCACCACCACCACCACCUCAACCUCCACAUGCGAGCUCCACCCUCACCAGAACUCCCCCCACCCCCACCACCACAGUCACCACCCUUCACCACCACAAUGACCACCACAAUCGACUCAUCACAACCACAACACCAUAAUCAGCUUUUUGUGACGAGAAGUGGUGUUAGUGGUGGGGGAUUGGAGGGUGGUUCUUCUUCCUCCUCUUCUUCUUCUUCCUCCUCCUCCUCCUCCUCCUCCUCCAUGAUGUUCGGGUCGCAAAAGGUUGAUGUCAAUUCCUCAACCCCGUACUCGGACGCGACGCAGGUGAGCUCAAAGACCAAGAAGCACCCCGUCAACCACAUCAAGCGGCCGAUGAACGCCUUUAUGGUCUGGUCCCAGCUGGAGCGACGGAAGAUCGUGGCGCGGCACCCCGACAUGCACAACGCGGAGAUCUCCAAGCGGCUGGGGAAGAGGUGGAAGGCGCUCUCUGCCACGGACCGCCAGCCUUACAUCGACGAGGCGGAGAGGCUGAGACUUCUACACAUGCAAGAGUACCCGGAUUACAAGUACCGCCCAAGGAAGAAGGCUCGUCUCCUCCCAUCCUGUGUGCUGUCCUCCCGCUCCCCCUCCCCCGGCUCCUCCCCGUCCUCCUCCCGCCGGAAGAGACGCCCGGCGGUCAAACUCCUGUCUUCUACACGUCUCCGCAUCACCGUAACCAGCCCCAAGCGAUCUCCCACCCCCGCGCCCAAGAGGAAGAGGACACCAGCAGGAGGAGGAGCAGGAGGAAGAGGAGGAAGAGGCAAGGGAGGGGCUGAGGCAUCACAAGCAACAGCAGCAGGAGGAGGAGGAAGGCAAAGAAGAAGGGGAAGGAGGGAGACCAAACCAAAAAACAGAGAAGGUUCCGAAGGGGUCAAGGCUCCCAGCGGAACCCCCCGAGCGAAGAGACGCCGCGGGGGGAACAGAGGAGGCGCCCGGGGGACCAAGAGGAUAUCCAAGGGCUUCUCCACGCCCCCUACGCCCCCCUCCCCCUCCUGCCCCUCACCUAUUCUGUUCUUGGACGAGGAUUCUGACCCCCCCUCCCCCCUCCCCUACUCCCUCCUCGGCCCUUGCUCCGUGCUGGACACCCCCACUCCCUCCCCCGAGCCGGCGCGCCCUCUCUUCACGUCCAGGGAUUCACAGGACUCCUUGGGUGACCUCGCCUACCUGACGGACAUCCUGAAGAUGUCACCAGAGUUCCACGUUGACCUCGACCUCUCCCCCGACCUUGACCUGAGCUCGACCCACGUGACCUCCGCCCCCUCCAUGACCUCCACCACCCACGCCUCCUGCACCUCGUCCCCCGGGUCACACUUCGAGUUCUCCUGCACCCCCGACGUGGCUGACGCUCUUUGUGACGUGGGGCUCAACGUUUCGGACUGGCUCGACCCUUCCCUCAGCCUCAUCUGCUCCUAAGGUCACUGAGAACAGGUGUGCGGGCAGGUGUGUGGGAGGGAGAAGGAGAAGAAAGAUGUGUGUGUGUGAGGGAGUGGGAGAGGGAGAAGAAAGGUGUGUGUGUGAGGGAGAGGUAAAUGGAAGGUGUGUGACAAGGUGUGUGUAUGUGAUUAGCAGGGACAGGUAUAUGUGUGUGUGUGUGUGUGUGUGUGUGUGUGUGUGUGUGUGUGUGUGUGUGUGUGUGUGUGUGU